This is a messenger RNA of Amphimedon queenslandica, 710 nucleotides long. RefSeq names its product switch-associated protein 70-like. The record is from RefSeq and is a predicted model, not a curated record. Bases 79 to 684 code for a protein of 201 amino acids. Lineage: Eukaryota; Metazoa; Porifera; Demospongiae; Haplosclerida; Niphatidae. The transcript has 5 exons.
AAGUAACAAAACAAAACUACAGGUAAAAUUGGAAAAUUAAUGGAAAAAAGCAAAGGGCCUCGAAAAGAGCUGUAAAAGAUGUCCAUGUGGAAUGCAGUGUCUGCUGGCUUUCAAAUAGUCCAAGAAAAGCUAGAUAAAGCAUUGGGAGAAGAAGGGGAUGAGCAGAAAAGCACAGACACCUCCCACCCUGAUGAUGAUAAUGUGACCACUGACCAAUCGUCAGAGGCUCCAAAAGGUGUCGAUCUAGCAGCAGCACUAAAAGAGGCGGAGCAACAGAACCAGUUACUAAAUUUAGAAUAUUCGCGCCUCCUGAGAGAGAAAGAGGAAGAGUUGUCAAAGCUACGGGAACAAAGUCAGUUGCCGAGUGAUGUGACAAAAUUACAAACACAGCUAAUUGAAAAGGACAAAGAAUUAAAAGAGUUAAGUAUUAAAGCGGAGUCAAAGUUUAAUAAACUUAAAACUCAAGCGAAAACAAAGAUAUCAUCGCUAACUGAUGAGCUAGAAAAAGUGAAAGGAGAGCUAUCAAUGCAACAAAGUUUUAAUGUCUCCAUGAGUUCAGAAGUUGCUGUAGACGAGACGAUGAAAGAGAGAGUCUCAGAACUGAACGAAGAGUGCAGACUGGUGAGGGAAAGAAUGGAAGAGAAGGAAAGGGACUGGAAAGAGAAAUUAGAAAAGGAGAGGUAGAGGACUUCUCAGACAAUAAAGGAAAA